AUGGUGCAGGUACUAGAGGUGGUCAGGUCGAGCCCUUUCGACUUGUCCAGUUAUUCCAUGAACCGCCCCAUCCAAGUGAAACCAGCGGACAGUGAGAACCGCGGAGAUAGAAAGCUGUUCGUGGGCAUGCUCAGUAAGCAACAAACAGAAGAAGAUGUCAGACAAUUAUUUGCACCUUUCGGAACAAUAGAGGAGUGUACAAUUUUGAGAGGACCCGACGGAGCUAGUAAAGGUAAGUACUAG
Molecule: messenger RNA, 243 nt
Organism: Phaedon cochleariae (mustard beetle)
Lineage: Eukaryota; Metazoa; Arthropoda; Insecta; Coleoptera; Chrysomelidae
Source: the annotation of a GenBank genome assembly